Molecule: messenger RNA, 1837 nt
Organism: Cajanus cajan (pigeon pea)
Lineage: Eukaryota; Viridiplantae; Streptophyta; Magnoliopsida; Fabales; Fabaceae
Source: RefSeq, a predicted model, not a curated record
AUAACAUGGCGAUAUCAUGGUAGCUUUAUAAAAUUUUCAAAGUAGCAAGUGAUAAGAGUAGCUAGGAAGAGAGAGAGAGAGAGGAGAGAAGGAAAUGGCGAGAGGGGAGAGAGCAGAGACAGAGAGUGGCGCUUCCUUACCGUCGGUGGGUUCGGACGCCAGGAGGCGCAGAGUGACGUAUUUCUACGAACCCAGCAUCGGCGACUACUACUACGGCCAAGGCCACCCGAUGAAACCCCACCGCAUUCGCAUGGCCCACAACCUCGUCGUCCACUACGGCCUCCACCGCCGCAUGCAGGUCAACCGCCCCUUCCCCGCCGCCGCCGACGACAUCGCCCUCUUCCACGCCGACGACUACGUCCGCUUCCUCGCCAACGUCUCGCCGCAAAUCCUCUCCGAGAACUCCCACUCCCACUACCGCCAGCUCAAGCGCUUCAACGUCGGCGAGGACUGCCCCGUCUUCGACGGCCUCUUUGACUUCUGCCGCGCCUCCGCCGGCGGCUCCAUCGGCGCCGCCGUGAGGCUCAACCGCUCCGACGCCGACAUCGCCAUCAACUGGGCUGGCGGCCUGCACCACGCCAAGAAGGCCGAGGCCUCCGGAUUCUGCUACGUCAACGACAUUGUACUUGGCAUUCUAGAACUCCUCAAAGUUCACAGGCGUGUGCUGUAUAUUGAUAUUGAUGUUCACCAUGGGGAUGGCGUUGAGGAGGCAUUCUACACUACUGAUAGGGUGAUGACAGUGUCAUUUCAUAAGUUUGGGGAUUUUUUCCCCGGAACUGGGCACAUUAAAGACAUUGGGAUGGGCCCUGGAAUGAAUUAUUCUCUAAAUGUCCCACUGAAUGAUGGAUUGGAUGAUCAGACUUUCCGUGGUCUGUUUCGCCCCAUCAUUCAAAAAGUCAUGGAUGUUUAUCAACCGGAUGCAGUUGUUCUUCAAUGUGGAGCUGACUCAUUGACUGGUGACCGGUUGGGUUGCUUCAACUUGACUGUGAAGGGUCAUGCAGAUUGCCUUCGUUUCCUUAGAUCUUUCAAUGUUCCUCUAAUGGUCUUGGGUGGGGGAGGAUAUACAGUUCGUAAUGUUGCUCGUUGUUGGUGUUAUGAGACAGCGGUGGCAGUAGGAAUUGAGCCUGAUCCCAAGUUGCCUUACAAUGAAUAUUAUGAAUAUUUUGGCCCAGACUAUACUCUUCAUGUUGAACCAUCCAACAUGGAAAACCUAAACACAAGCAGGGAUCUGGAAAAAAUUCGGAUUACAUUACUGGAACAACUUGCCAGGCUUCCGCAUGCACCCAGUGUAGCUUUUCAAACAACACCAUCAACCACAGAAGCUCCAGAAGAUGAAGAGGAGGACAUGGACAUAAGACCAAAAUGUCGCAUAUGGAAUGGUGAAGAUUUUGAUGAUUCUGAUCACGAUGAUGAGAUGACUAGUUCAAAGACCUCUGAUUUAACUGCCCAAACGAGGUCUGUUGCAGAUGGGAUGGACGAAGAUCAAGAUUAAAGCAGGAGUUCAUCCGUCAUCUUAACACUGAUAGAACAGAACAAGUACUACAUUAGCGUUUGAACUAUAGAUUACAUAUUUUCUCUAGAUUUGCCAGAUGUACAUUUUACAGUUUAAAUAUUUUGAUGUAUAAAGUAGGAAGUGUUUCCAAAUGGUGGGUUGGGGGGAUGUUGCUCUUGUAAUGGCAGCAGGUUUCAACUUUCAAGAACACCACCCCACGAAAAUAACAUUGCCUUUCAUGUUUGCUUUUGUAAUGGCAGAGUGAAUUUUAAAUUUCAAAAGUAAAAUGUAUACACAAUCACCAUUUCCCCUUUAUCCAUAGGAAUUACAUGAUGACAAAAUGUU